CUUUGAUCGACCUCUCUCACACGAUCGACCAAUGUGUCACAGAACCAUACCGGCUCCCCUCUCCUGGCCGUGCUGACUGUCGAGAGAGGAAACGAGCAACGAUGUCUUUUUCGACAUCGCCGCCGGCGCCUCCGCCGUCGGACGACGCGUCGUCGUUGCCUACAGCAUCAACAUCCAAGGUGAAUCCAGAGCCUCUGUCGAACGGCACUGCGCCCGGGCCCAAGAAGAAGCGGCGGCGGCUCGAGGACCUUAGCUUCUCCAGUCCUGGACCAGCAUUCUCUUCCCAUACCAAUUCGACAGAUGAGGAUGAGAGUCCCAGCGAUGCCAGGGAGCCCAGCAACAAUGACGAUGAAGAGGAGAUGCGGAAGAGGUUGCUGGCGAGGCGGGCCCGAAGGAGUCUGCUGGCCAGUCAAAGAGAGGUAGCCGCCAAUACGGCCAAGGCUGCCCAUGCCAUCCCGUCUUAUCCCUCUACCGCCGCCGCCAGCAGUUCCUCCUCCGCCCCGGCAACGGCAACGUCGAAUUCGACAACGACGCCUUCUUCCGCGUCGGGCUCCCCCGGUCCCUUGUUGCAGCGCGUGGCAUCGCACGGACCCAAAUCAAAACCGAGACGCUCUGCCUCUGCUGCUACUAAGGCACCGAUACAAGAGGGAAAGGGAGAGAAGGUGGCAAGCGCGACGCUGCGGGACAGGCGAUCAUUGCGACUGCAGGAAAAGAGGAGAGAACUGGACGCGAUUCACUCAGAUCACGACAUGCUCGUCCGCGAGCUUUUCCACCUGACAAAAUUUGUGACCUACAUAGGCUACGAUCCAGAGAUAGCACGCAAAGACACUACCGACGUCUUUGAGAGGUUUCGAAUGGAGUAUGAUUUGGCAGCCCGCUUAUCCCACCAGGGCGGCGACGGCGGCGGCGGUGCUGCGGGGAGUCAGAGGGGCGAGCGGAGGAAUACGAGGAGAGUCUUGAAUGCGAAGCGAAGUGACCUCGCUCUACCAUCCACCACUGUCAAGAGGUCGCCUGUCAAGCGAAUCUCGAUGGACGACGUCGUCUCCAAGGUCAAUGGCAAGGGUAAGGACAAGGGCAAAGGCAAGGCAGCUGUGCCGCCGAAGCAGAACAAUCCACGCAAGCGGAAACCGCCUGCAGGCUCAAGACGUUCACCAGGCUCAGACUCGAGCUCUUCUCUGUCCUCGUCAUCAUCCUCAUCAUCGUCUUCGUCUUCGUCGUCAUCGUCAUCGUCAUCGGCCUCGAGCUCAGACUCAGAUCAGGAUGAAACGCCUCGCCCGAAGAAGGGCAAGCAAAUUAAACGAAUAGGCACAGCAGCAAGACGAAGGCCGCCUCGCUAUGUCCCACGGCCCCCUGUUACCAUCGAGCGUAUCGACGGCGUGCCACGACUUCGGGUCAUGGCCCCUCACCAGCUACCCCGAGCUCCUCAAUACGGCUCUUCCCUCCACUCUUACCUUCAUUCGCACAUCUUUUCGGGCGAUCUGAGCCACUCUGGCGACUUUGAAGUCAUCACGCCCAGGCAGCAGCAAGAGCGCGAGGCACGCGACGUGAACCUUUACCGGCGCAUCGACGAGCUGAAGAGCCAGGGUCUUCUGACAGGAGACAGUGGCGUCAGUCCUCGGCUGCUCAAGCAGCAGGGCCCAGCGCGCAGACCGACACAGUGGGACUCGCUCCUCCAGUCGAUCUCGCACCGCGCGCACAAGCAGCGGAUCGAGACGAGGGCACGCAUGGCCCUAGCCAAGCGGGUUGGUCGGAUGGUCGUUGCUUACUGGGACGAACGGCUAGGGAGGGGCGAGAAGCAGCGCAAGGCAGAAGAGAGGCGAUUGCGCCAGCUGGCCAAGUGGACCGUUCGAGAGGUCAUGAAGCACUGGAAGCUGGCUGUGAAUGUCGUCAAGGCAACGAGGCAGAAGCUAGAGAAGGAGGAGAAAGAUCGUGCAGGCCGGGAGCAGCUGAAGAAGGUGCUCGAACAGAGCCAGGAGAUGCUGGGCAAACAGCAGAGGGACCUGCUGGGAAACGACGACUCGGAGUCGAGCCAAUCUGACCUCAGCGAGGAUGAGGACGAAGACGAGUCUGAAAGCGACGAGAGCAUGGUCGAGAGUGAAGGGGAGGAGGUGUCACUGGAGAGCCAAGAGAGCGAGUUGGAGGAGGACGUCGAAGAGGAGAGUGAGGGCGAGGAGAGAGAGGUCAAAGUGGCGGCCAUUGACACAAUGCAAGUCGACGAUGACGCAUACAGAACCCCUGCUCCGCCUGCUCCAGCAGUAAAUAAUGGCACGUCUACUGCCAACGGCUUCGCAGCACGAUCAGAGGACCGCGCGGAUGACGACGACAUGGGUGAGCUAGGAGAGGACGACGACGAUGAAGAAGAAGACGCAGUCCUCUUAGUCGGCGGCGGCUCCCACCUCAGCCCUUCAAAGCGAAGUUUAACCUCGCCACUUACCCCGUCUUUGCGCACCAACGGUCACCUCGAGUCCAAUGGAAGCAAUGUUGAGGUUGAAAGCCGAAGUCGGCGGACGAUACGCAAAAGUGACAAGUUCGAAGCUCUCAAAGCGGCCGCUUCAAAGGCUGAUGAGGCCGAUGCGGACGACGUCGAGUUUGUCGCCGUCAAUGACGCCGCGUUGGAUGAGGAUGCCGAGCUGGAGCGAAAAAUGUGGGAGGAGGACAGUGGCGCGGACGAUGACGAUGAAGAGCUCAAUGAAGACGCAACGAUGCCCAUCGAGGAGCUCAUGAAGAAGUACGGCUAUGGCGGGAUGAAGAGCGAGGCCAGCGAAGAGGAGGAAGCCAGCGCAGAGGAUGAGGCAGACAACAAGCUGACAAGCAGCCCGAAGAUCGCCGAGAUUGACUCGGAACACACGCCCUCAAGAGAAGGGACUGAGGAGGAGUCGAGAGACAGGUCGAUGAGCCGGCUGUCUUCGAAGGAAGGCUUUCCUUCGCGAGAGGGUUCAUCGGCGAGAGACCAGGGAAGCAAGAUCAGACCGCCAUUUCUCCUCCGCGGCACUCUUCGUCCAUAUCAGCAAAUUGGGUUCGAAUGGCUGGCUAAUCUUUAUGCCAAUGGAGCAAAUGGUAUCCUGGCCGACGAGAUGGGCCUAGGGAAGACAAUUCAGACCAUUGCUCUACUCGGACACUUGGCAUGCGACAAGGGCGUCUGGGGUCCUCACCUCGUCGUUGCCCCCACCUCGGUCAUGCUGAACUGGGAGGUCGAGUUCAAGAAGUUUCUCCCCGGCUUCAAGAUCCUCUCGUACUACGGUUCUCAACGUGAGCGCAAGGAGAAACGCAGGGGCUGGAACUCGGAGAACAGCUUCAAUGUCUGCAUCACAUCGUACCAACUUGUCCUGGCCGACCAGCACAUCUUUCGGCGCAAGCCUUGGGUCUAUCUCAUUCUCGACGAGGCGCAUCAUAUCAAGAACUUCCGAUCCCAGCGCUGGCAGACACUGUUGGGCUUCAAUUCGCAGAGGAGGCUCUUGCUCACGGGAACGCCACUGCAGAACAAUCUCAUGGACCUGUGGAGUCUCAUGUACUUCCUCAUGCCCAAUGGUCUGACCAGCGAAGGAACAGGAUUCGCCAACAUGAAGGACUUUCAAGAUUGGUUCUCCAAUCCUCUUGACAAGGCCGUCGAGCGUGGAGAGGCCGAGAUGGACGCUGAGACGAGGGGGAUGGUGUCGAAGCUGCAUACGCUUCUGAGGCCGUACUUGCUUCGACGGCUCAAGAGCGAGGUCGAGAAAGAACUCCCUCGGAAAUACGAGCACGUCAUCCAUUGUCGAUUGUCGAAACGGCAACGCUUCCUGUACAACGACUUCAUGUCACGGGCCAAGACACGGGAGAGCCUGGCAUCGGGCAACUACCUGAGCAUCAUCAAUUGCCUCAUGCAGCUUCGGAAGGUCUGCAACCAUCCUGAUCUCUUCGAGGUCAGACCUAUCGUCACGAGCUUCGCCAUGGAUAAGGGCGUGGCGGCAGAGUUCGAGAUUAAGGACCUGCUCGUCAGGAGGGAGCUGCUGAGAGAAGAGGAGGACGAACGCGUUAGCUUGGAUCUGGGCCUGACGCAGCGCGAGCAUCUAUCGCAGGUCUCGACCAGGAGCCUAAAAAAGCUGGACGCUCACGACCAGCUCAUUCAGACGCGCGGGCGAGGGGCUGCCGAGGAGCCAAGGGAGGUUGACGCUUCUACCAUAGUGAGCUUCCAGAGGACGAUCGACCAGCGUCGACGCUGCGAACAGGCAAGGAAAUGGAAGCAUAUGGCCGACGUCAGCCACGAGCGCUGCCGAAAUCACCAGCCAUUCUUUGGGAGCGACGGCCUGGACCUCAUUUCCAGACUCGGGAAUCGAAGCCACCUCCUGCCCCUUGACAUUGCUGAGAAGGAUCGCCGAGGCGCCCUCAACCGAUGCGACACGGCCUGCAGAGCAGUGCUCUCAUACCAGCAACGGGAAGAGCAGUACGCCGAUGUUAUUGACCGUUUCGCAUUCGUGACACCUCCAGCUGUUGCUCUCGACGUCGCUCGCCUUGCCCUUGGCGCAAAUCGGAGCCAAGAGCUCCAGCAGCUCGACGAUGGCAUCCUUCACCGUUCAGCAGUCAAGCUGCAGAUCGCCUUUCCCGACGCAUUCCUCCUCCAGUACGACUGCGGCAAGCUCCAAGAGCUAGAUGUGCUCAUGCGUCGCUUGAAAGCGGGUGGGCAUCGCAUCUUGAUUUUCACACAGAUGACGCGCGUAUUGGACAUCCUCGAGGCCUGGCUCAACCUGCAAGGAUACCUCUACCUCCGCCUUGAUGGUGCAACGAAGCUCGAGCAGCGUCAAGGCCUGACAGAGAAGUUCAACCGAGACGACAGAAUCAUGGCUUUCAUCCUCUCGACACGCUCCGGUGGAUUGGGCAUCAAUCUCACAGGGGCUGACACGGUCCUCUUCUGGGACCUCGACUGGAAUUUUCAGAUCGAGGCGCAGUGCAUGGAUCGUGCGCACCGGAUUGGCCAGACGAGGGAUGUGCAUAUCUACCGCUUCGUCAGCCGGCACACGAUUGAGGAGAACAUGCUGCGCAAGUCGAAUCAAAAGCGCCUGCUCGACAGCAUGGUCAUUCAACAGGGCGAUUUCACUUUCGAGGGCCUCAUGAGUCACCUGUCGGGAGGAGCGGGAGGAAAGGAGAAGGAGAGCUGGAUCGAAGGACUAUUCGACGAGGGUGGUGAGAGUAUCGCAGGCGUCAAGAUUGGGACCAUUAAAGAGCCUGCCAAUGGCAAGAAAAUCGAGAGGGCCAUGGAUGAAGUCGAGGAUGAGGAAGAUGCAGAAGCGGCCAAGGCCGCAAGGCAAGAGAUGAACCUCGACUCGGACGAUUUCAUCGCUGAAGGCGCCCCUCCUCGAGCGGAGGAGGGAGGACAAGAGCAACAGCAGCAGCAGCAGCAGCAGCUAGAGCAAGAGAACAGUGAGCUGCGUGAAGGCCACGAAGAUCGUGAGAACGUAGAGGACGAGGACGAUGAAGGAGGGACGAUCGACGAUUAUUUGCUCAACUACGUAAACCGCGAUUGGGAGCACUUUAGCCAGAUCUGAACUCAUGUUCCGGGCCUUCAUGAGAUUGAUAGCAAGCUGUACGAUACGCAUAAGCACUCAGAACUUGAAAGGAAAAAGAAAUCCUGCUUCCUCUAGCUCGACGACGUCUUCUACAAAUGACAGUGAAGAAGUGUAAGCCGCCUACCUUUCGGCGGAGAGAUCGUUUCCCUUCUUCUCGCGUCAUAGUCGCCGAGUACAGGGAAGAGAGGAAAAGGUCCAUAGUAUUGAUAUCAAUUCUGCAAGCACAGAGGGUCAAAAUCUUGUGCGUUCAGUCCAUGAGGUCGACGCCGGUGGGCGUGGAAAUUGCGACCACCCUUGCGCCGUAUUGAAAGGGAUCGCCAUCAUACGCUACCAUCUCUUGUUUGGAGUCGAGAUCGAGGAUGUCCAGGAU
Molecule: messenger RNA, 5910 nt
Organism: Acaromyces ingoldii
Lineage: Eukaryota; Fungi; Basidiomycota; Exobasidiomycetes; Exobasidiales; Cryptobasidiaceae
Exons: 2
Coding region: 102-5519 (1805 amino acids)
Cellular component (GO): Swr1 complex
Molecular function (GO): ATP hydrolysis activity; ATP-dependent chromatin remodeler activity; ATP binding
Source: RefSeq, a predicted model, not a curated record